Molecule: messenger RNA, 2042 nt
Organism: Zea mays
Lineage: Eukaryota; Viridiplantae; Streptophyta; Magnoliopsida; Poales; Poaceae
Exons: 3
Coding region: 153-1841 (562 amino acids)
Source: RefSeq, a predicted model, not a curated record
GAUUUGAUACUCUCAGACUGUGUUCAACGGUGUGCCCUUGGCUCCCCCUCCCCUACCACUGUAGCCGAUUUAGGGGCUAUAGUGCGCCCCUACUCUCUUCACCGCCUUCCUCCUCCUCCUCUCCCCUCCCGAUUCCUUCUCUCUCCCGCUAAAUGGAUGGGCACGCUACGACGCUCGCGUGCCCUCCGGUUGCUUCCUUCCCAGAGAAGCCCGCGCGGGCGGAAAACUCCGAGGAGCGACCACCACGCGACUCCACGGACACCGCACCACCGCCGGAGAUUUUUGCCGUCGAUCCGCCAUCCGCCGCGAUUGAUUUGGCUUCCUCCGGGCGGCGAGAAGCAGACGCCGUCGUCCACGCGGAUCCCCUGGGCAGCUUCGCCGUGCGGCGACCCGGUCGAUCCGUGCGAAGACGCCGCCGUCGGUCGUCGUCGCACGCCAGUUCGUCGUCUGCGGGACUCACGUCAAGGCGACAUAUUCCAAUCGGCGACACAUCGACGCUCACCAGAUCUGCUUCUUUCGAGCUGCGACGUCGAAGAAUGGCUGACAACAACUCAAACACUCCUUAUCGACCACCUGCUGCCAGCCCCAAUACAGGUAACCAAAUUUUCCCCCCACCCUUGUGGGAUCCUACGAUGUGGCAGCCCCAAGGGUUCGACCCAACACAGGCUUCAACAUUUACUAAUCCUUCAAAUUCCCAAAUGACAAAUCCUACCUGGUCCCAGGGACCUAAUGACCCAUCUGGAUAUACAUUUCGUACACCAUGGAACCCAUAUUUUGGUAUGACAACUCCUGGGGGUCCUCCUACACAACCAUGUUUCGGUCCAGCACAAUUGUAUCCACACAAUCCAUGUCCACCGGUGCCCACCCAUGUUCCCAACCAGACUGACCCUACACCAUUUGAAUCCGAAGCAGAACACAGCGUCCAGGAAGUUAACAGCCCUAGCAAGCCGUCAGAUACACCAGGGACAUUUAGGAGGACGAAGGAACAGAACUUCAAACCUGAUGAAGACCUGUUGCUUUGCAAAACAUGGUUAGAGAUUAGUAGUGACCCAGUGAUUAGCACAGGGCAGAGGAAGGAGGGUUUGUGGGCUAGAAUAGAGAAAAGGUACAACGAACUUAGAGGUGAGUUUCCAUUGAGACUUAAUAGGGCUCUCAGCAGCAGGUGGGACAAAAUAAGAGCUGAAACAGGGAAAUUUGCCAGAUUCUACGCAAGAGUCCUCAGGGAAAACCAAAGUGGCCUUAUAGAUAACGACAAGACAUCGAAAGCUGCAACUUUGUAUGCAACAUCACAGAAAAAGCCAUUCCAUUUCAUGCACUGCUGGACUCGCCUGAAAAACGAACCCAAAUGGGAUGCCAUGGUUCAUGGCAGCCCCUGGAGAGGCAAUGCGGGGACUGAGCCAGUACGUAGUAUUACACCUACUGGUUCUGUUAAUGAAGUACACACUGAUGAAGGUGGUUCAAAAGGCAAGAGACCAUUAGGACGUGACUCAACGAAAGCAUCAAGGAAGAAGUCAAUGUCCAGUGCAUCCGAAUCUACGGACUACCUGUCAAGAAUCCAUGACAUUCAGAUAGCACGAUUGAAGCAAAGUGAAGAAAAAACAGAGCUGAAACAACAGAACAUUGAGUUCAUGAAGGAAGUUGAACUGAAGAAGUUGGAGGUUCAGUCCAAGGAAAUAGAAGUGCAGCAAAAAAAACUGAUGAUGGAAGAUAGGAAGCAAAAGGCUGAAGAGCUCAACAAACUGUUUGCCAUGGAUAUGGAUGCUUUACCAGAAGAGAUGAGAGUUGUAUACACGGCGAUGAAACAAGGUUUAAUCGAAUAUUUCAUCAACAAUCCUGUGUGACGAGUAAUACUGUAUUUGAUAAGGUGUUUGUCACCUUUGUAUCGGCGAACCGUAGUCCUCUGUGUUUGGACAUGUCUAUUUUAGAGUGGUUGAACAAUUCGUUAUUUGUUUGAGUUAAUCAGCUUGGUUUUCGAACAUUGUUUCAGUUGACAUUAUUGAUAUUGAUAAUAAGGAUUUUGAUACAUUACUUGAGGUUACGAA